CAACGAACAGCUGUUUAAUUUGUUGACGUUUAACGUGCAGAAGUAGCUUUCUUUAAUUUCAUAAAAAUGCCGCAAAUUACAGAAAAUGGUCAGGACUUUGAUGUGGUCAAAUACUUUCUGCAGCUCCUGGACGAAGACAAGGACCUGUCAUCCGGCAUUGCGGCCAUCAGAACACUGCUCAUGAUCCUAGAAAAGAAACAGUUUGGCACCAUUCAUAUUCUCCACACAACCAUGAGGGAAGCAGUGGCCGCCAUGCGGAAUACGGAUUUGUCUAUUGCCGCCAUUGUUUCUGCCGGAGAGCUAUUCUGCCGUUUCAUCACCCUCAGUCUGGACGACAAGCACAUGGAAGAGUGCCGCCAGAUUAUGUUGAAUCGCGGCAAGAUCUUCCUCACCAAAUUACUCAAUUCCCGGCAGGUGAUUGCUCAGCAGGCCCAGAGGUUCAUCACCGAUGGCUGCCGCAUUUUGACACACUCCCGGUCUCGCGUUGUCCUUAAAGCCCUCAUUACGGCCUCGCAGAACAAGAAAUCCUUCCACGUAUAUGUGACGCAGGGAGGCACAGGAAACUCUGGUGAAGAGAUGGUUAAGGACCUCCAUGCCGCUGGCAUUGACUGCACUCUGAUCCUGGACUCCGCCACUGGUUAUGUUAUGGAAUCGGUGGACUUUGUGAUGGUUGGUGCUGAAGCAGUAGUUGAGAGUGGCGGCAUUAUUAACCGAAUUGGCACUUACACCAUGGGCUUGUGCGCCCGUGAGAUGAAGAAACCAUUCUAUGUACUGGCCGAGAGCUUUAAGUUCAGUCGUCUAUAUCCACUUAAUCAGCGCGACUUACCUAACGAAUACAAGUACUCCCGCAAACACCUGAACGAUGUUAGCAAAGUGCACCCACUGGUCGAUUAUACGCCUCCCGUCUACAUUACCCUGCUCUUCACCGACUUAGGAAGACUUACCCCGUCAGCUGUCAGCGAUGAGUUGAUCAAACUUUAUAUGUAAAUGGACAAUAAAGAAAAGGCACUUAAA
Molecule: messenger RNA, 1014 nt
Organism: Drosophila eugracilis
Lineage: Eukaryota; Metazoa; Arthropoda; Insecta; Diptera; Drosophilidae
Gene: eIF2Balpha
Product: translation initiation factor eIF-2B subunit alpha
Exons: 6
Coding region: 67-987 (306 amino acids)
Biological process (GO): translational initiation
Cellular component (GO): eukaryotic translation initiation factor 2B complex
Molecular function (GO): guanyl-nucleotide exchange factor activity; translation initiation factor activity
Source: RefSeq, a predicted model, not a curated record